Ictalurus furcatus (blue catfish) is the source of this 3767-nucleotide messenger RNA. RefSeq names its product squalene epoxidase a (gene sqlea). NCBI's taxonomy places the organism in Eukaryota, Metazoa, Chordata, Actinopteri, Siluriformes, Ictaluridae. Gene Ontology annotation, molecular function: flavin adenine dinucleotide binding; squalene monooxygenase activity. The coding region runs from base 1410 to 3110 and encodes 566 amino acids. Gene Ontology annotation, cellular component: membrane; endoplasmic reticulum. The record is from RefSeq and is a predicted model, not a curated record. Gene Ontology annotation, biological process: cholesterol metabolic process; sterol biosynthetic process. The transcript is spliced from 11 exons.
UGCCCUGCGAUGGGUUGGCACCUUGUCCAGUGCGUCCCCCACCUUGUGCACAGAGUUCCCUGGGAUAGGCUGCAGGCUCCCCAUGACCCUGUAUGGGAUAAGCGGUAUAAAAAAUGGAUGUAUGGAUGGAUGAAUAAGAAUGCUACAAGUAAUAUUUUAAAUGUGUCCGUGAGGAUAAAACAAAAGGCCUUAACCAAUAACAAUAUGUGUCCCAGAUUCCCAAACAUGCCAUGUUUUUUGGUCAGUUUUGACAUAAGGGUGAACUGUGCUUCUUUAUAAUAUAAAACAAACCAAUUGUUCUCCAAGUAUGGUGCAUGAAGCAUAGUCAGGUGGUCUGUACUGUCUUUAUAUUGUUACAGUGGUUUAAAUCACAACCCGCCAUCAUUUUUUAUUGUCUUAUACGGCAAUAACUCAAAAACAAGUAGACUUGUAAACAAUAUCAACUUGGACCUACUGUUUUGUGUCAGUGGAAAAUUCAGGAAUUAAAAGCUCUGUGGCUCUAAUAAUAAAUAGCCAAAAUAUUAUUCAGAUUUAAAUGAUAAGCCGGAUACAAAUAUGAAUAGUUCCUAAAAAGAUUACGUUCAUAAAAUAAAUCCGUACUGAGGAGCUCUGUGAAUUGAUGUUACAAUUAAAAGUGUUUACAUAAAGUUUCUCAUCUUUCCCAUGUAGAUAGUCAACACCUUGAGGAUCAUAUGGAGUGUUUAGUUUUACUCAUGGCAAAGAAGCUUGGACAAAGUGGAGAUACAAAAACAUGUACAGAACAGCCCAUACAUUAUCAUAUGUUAUUGCUGAGAAAUAGAUCCGGAAUAAAGCAAAAAACACGCCUAUGCUGGACUUUUAAAUGUUGCAUGUCUGCGUGUCAUUUUGCACACCAGUGGAACUUCAGAGGAGAAGUUGAGCAGCCGUGACGUCACAUCAUCCUACCGUCCGUGCUGCCUGCCUGACCAAUGGGAGAAUAGCGUGAGCUCUGCUCACCCCUUCCUCGCCCCUGAUUAGCUGAACAUGAAUCUAGGAGGCGGGACUCGAGCGUCUGCAAACCAGGAGAAGAUCCGCUUCUUCAUUAGCAUAAAUUAUUCAGCAUCCUCUAUUCAGUCUCGAGACUGCACCUGGACUUAUCAUAUACCAGUUUGAAAACUCUUAAUGAGGUUUUUACCAUGGUGGUCAUUUAUUAUUAUUUUUUAAAUUUUUUUUUAGCUAUAUACUAAUGAACUAAAACUUACAAAUUGAAUAUUUUUAGACCUGUGGCUAUAACUGAAAGAACUUGCGCUAUCUUUCUUGCAACUUUUGCACGUGAAGCUGUUAUUCUCCCUCUUUUCUUUUUAUUAUUAUUAUUAUUAUUAUCAUUAUUAUUAUUAUUAUUAUUAUUUUAUUUAUUUUUUUUAUUUUAUUUUUUUGUAUUGUUUGAAAUCAUGUGGACUUUUUUGGGAAUAGCGAGCUUCACAUACGUGUACAAAAAAUGCGACGUGUUUGUGUUUCUGCUGCCGAGAACUGCAGUUGUUUUCCUGGCAGUGGGAGCAAUACUCACCUUCUUCAGGUACUGGGGUCUAAAAACCCCCCAAAUAUUACAGUUACCGCUGGAAAUCUUCUCAAUUCUGCCUUUCACUAAUAAAAUCAUCCACAAGUUAGACAUUUAUCAAAGAAACAACGCAGCAGGGGCGAACAAAGAGGGAGGCACCAGGAGGAAGCGCGUAAGAACCGAUGAAGAAGCAGUGCAUGCAGAAAGUACCUCAGAGUGUGCAUGGUCUGCUGAUCAGGAGACAGACGUCAUCAUCGUGGGUGCCGGCGUGCUGGGUUCUGCCUUGGCGGCCGUGUUGGCACGAGAUGGCAGGAAGGUUACCGUAGUGGAGCGAGAUCUUCGCGAGCCAGACAGAAUCGUGGGAGAACUUUUGCAGCCAGGUGGCUAUCGGGCUCUCAGAGAGCUGGGGCUGGAGGGUGCAGCAGAGGGCAUGGAUGCUCAUGUGAUCAGUGGGUAUGUAGUCCACGACACAGAGAGUCUCUCAGAGGUGGAGAUCCCUUACCCACAAGACGAGUGUGGCGUUCAGAGCGGCCGAGCCUUCCACCACGGUCGCUUUAUUACAGGCCUGCGACGUGCUGCUCUUGACGAACCCAAUGUGAAGUUUGUGGAGGGCACAGUAACCAGUCUGCAGGAGGAGGACGACUGUGUGACGGGAGUUCAGUAUCGUGAGAAGGACACUGGGAAAAUCAAGGAGAUGCAUGCUCCUCUGACGGUAGUCGCUGAUGGCUGUUUCUCCAAGUUCCGUAAGAGCCUCAUUUCUGGAAAAGUCAAGAUCUCCUCACAUUUUGUUGGCUGCUUAAUGAAGGAUUGUCCUCAGUUUAAUUCCAAUCACGCAGAGCUGGUGCUGGCAAACCCCAGUCCAAUCCUGAUCUACCAGAUCUCCUCCAAUGAGACCAGAAUUUUAGUGGACAUCAGGGGAGAGAUGCCCCGAGACCUGUCAGCAUACAUGGUGGAGAAGAUUUAUCCUCAGCUACCAAGGCAUUUACAGGAGCCGUUUAUUCUCGCUCUGCAGAAUGACCGUCUGAGGACGAUGCCCGCAAGCUUCCUGCCACCUUCACCAGUCAACAAACCAGGAGUCCUGCUUCUGGGAGACGCCUACAACAUGAGGCAUCCUCUGACCGGAGGAGGGAUGAGUGUAGUGCUCAACGAUGUCCGCAUCUGGAGAGAGCUGCUCAGGAACAUUCCAGAUCUGUAUGAUGACAAUGCCAUGCUUCAGGCAAAGAAGAAAUUCUAUUGGGAGCGCAAGUCAUCACACUCAUUCGUGGUGAACGUGCUGGCUCAAGCUCUUUACGAGCUCUUCGCAGCAACAGACAGUUCUCUGCACCAGUUAAGAAGAGCCUGCUUCCAGUACUUCAAACUGGGUGGAGAAUGUGUCAGUGGGCCAAUAGGUCUGCUGUCUGUGUUAACGCCAAAGCCCAUGACUCUGAUUGGACACUUUUUUGCUGUGGCCUUGUACGCCACCUAUUUCACGUUCAAGUCGGAGUCGUGGCUGAUGAAACCAAGGGCCUUGGUGAACAGUGGAACAAUUCUUUACCGUGCCUGUGCCAUUAUAUUCCCCCUCAUCUAUUCAGAGCUGAAACACCUGGUGUACUGAACCACACUAACAGACAUGUGGCCAACCUAAAGACUGCAAUCGGACACAAAGGAAAGCACUUAAUAGCACGGAGUGCUCCAAGAAAUGAACCAGCCGUGCCUUUCACCAUCACGCAUAUCUACAUUUCUAAACCUCAAAUCUGGCUAUUCAUAACGGUACAGUAUAAAGAGCUUGUAUCAUACAUCAAUGCGAUGAUUGCCUUUAAAGAACUUUGAAUUGGGUGUAUUCGUCACUGUUCUUUUAUGCAUUUAGUUCUUAAAAAGCAAGUUGGAAGAAAUCAAGGCCCUGAUUUUUUUUAAACCAGUGCACUGCCACAGCUGUGGAAUUCUUCAUCUAAAGGAAAUAGUGGAGGAAACGUCACAUACGUUCACUGUUUUUACUUGUGCCCUUAACACUGCAAUUUUUCCAGCGGUCAUGAACCAUCUGAGGGAAAACCUUCAUACAAGCUGUGAGAUUAUAUGUAUAUAUAUAUAUAUAAAAUAUAUUUUUUUGUGUAUAUAGAUUUUGAAUGCAUUUGAAGCACCGUGUACACUUGGGAAACUGGAUCACUCGUACCUUUCCCUUUGGAGUCAAAUCCAAGCAACCUCCACCUCACCUGUUUGUUUCCAGAAUUAAUUCACCUUUGAAUAAAUAAAACCUUUUCAAUGAUCUUCAUAA